Podospora pseudocomata is the source of this 2020-nucleotide messenger RNA. RefSeq lists its product as uncharacterized. The record is from RefSeq and is a predicted model, not a curated record. The transcript is spliced from 3 exons. Bases 38 to 2020 code for a protein of 660 amino acids. Lineage: Eukaryota; Fungi; Ascomycota; Sordariomycetes; Sordariales; Podosporaceae.
AUUCCAAGGAAGGAGGCUCUGGACAUCACACUUACACAUGACACCCAUCGUGCCUGCACUUUCGGAUGGCAUUUGCAUCCCGCCGUCGCUGUUGAGAAGGCACCAGCAAUGGACUCCGAGAAGUAGUCGCUCUUGCCUCAACACUUUGCAGCCGCUUACACUGCAUCUCCCGUCACCUCCACUGUCAAGAUGCCCCCGCGAAGUAUCCAGUAGCAUUUCACCCACCACCCCCACCACCACCACCACCACCACCACAAUAACAACAACAACAACAACAACUCCGACACUCGUUUAUAUCUGCGGUAGCUCGACUAUGGACCCUCUCACUGUUCUCGUCAACAGCACCACCGCCCCCGUUUCCGAGAGAACCAGUCUCACGCUGCUCAGGACCGUCUUCGGUACCUUAUAUUGGCCUUGGUUGAUUACCAAGACUGUCACCAUUUGGAGUUUGCAGACAAUCUGGAGCGUGAUUUCAUUCUUCAUCAUCUCUCCUACUAGAGCCGUCUUCAACUUGGCGACAGCCCCAUUCGGGAUUGUAAUCCAUAUCUUUCUGGAGCUUAAGCCGUUGCCCAUCUUACUCCUCUACGCAGCAGUAAUAGGCUUCACAACCGGCGCCCUCAUAGUGUUCAUCACAGAACAAUUCCUAGCCCUCACCAGCACCAGCACCAGCACCAGCACCAGCACCCCUAAGCGGACUGCCACCCCCAACAAACCUCCAGGCGCCAUGACAUACAAACAGCAAAAAAUGGACCUCCCCGUUACUCCCGGCUCGGUCGACAGCACCAGCUCCCUAUCCUUUGGAACCGACGACGACCCCUGGGACAGCAGCGCCACAACAGCCGUCAUGUCAUCCUCCAACCAAGUCAACUUUUUGAUCCCCGCCGCCUCCAUCAAGCAACGCCCUCAGAAACCUCGGCUUCAGGGGUUACUGACAGAGACGAUCCACGAGGAAUCCUCGUCCAACCUCGUGAUUUCCUACCUCCUCGGCGUCUUUUCCCUUGUUGGCUCCAUCCUGAGGUAUCUUCUCCGGCUUUUGCUCUUUGUCGCCACGCCGUUUUUACUUGUCUUGAGGGUGCUGUACUAUUUUGUGGCGAUCGGCUACAGGCAUUUUGCCCCGGCGUUGAUUUGGGAUGUUAUCUACUUUCUGGCGCCGCAUCGGACGGUGCUGCUGGACACGGAGCAGGCUUUUUGUCGUUGGACGGGGGUGGAUUGGAGGUGGUUGAGGAGGAGGAUACAGUUGACGGUGGGGGAGGACAAGAGGAGGUGGGAUGGGUGGUGGGAGGAGUGGGAGUUUGAAAGGAGGAAGGGUAUGCCGUUUGUGGUGGGGACGAUGUAUGGCGAUACGAGACGGGGGAUGGGGUGGAAGGAGAGAGUCGACGAGGCCGGGUUGGCGAUGUUGGAUUUGGGGGUUAUUGAGGAGGUUGAGGGGGAGGGGAGUGGGAAGGAGAGGGGGGAUUGGGAUGAGAGGGAGAGUGAUAUUGCUGGGACCGAAGCUGGUGGGGGGAAGGGGGAAGGGGUGAGGAACAAGAAGAAGCAGAAGAGGAAGAAGGUCAAGGGGAAGAAUGAGUUUCAGGGUGGGGGGUUUGGGGGUAAUGAUUUGAAGUAUUUAAUGGGGGAGGAUGUUGCUGUGGAGAGUGAGACUACUGCCACGAAGAAGAAGUUGGGGAGUAGCGCGAGGAAGAGGUUGAAGAAGGGGACGGAAGAGAUUAUUGUCAAGAAUGACGAGGAAGCGGAGCCGGAACUGACAAGUAUAUUAAACAAGAUAAAGGAAGCUGAGGAGAUUAAAGCGUAUGAGGGGGAUGUGGAUAAGAAGAACAAGAAGAAGCGGGGGUAUAGUCGGGAUAAGCCCUUUUCAAUGUUGGAACAGAAAAGGAGGGUAAGUAAGGAGAUUAAGAAGGAGAAGGAGUAUGAAGCGGAUGAGGAGGAGGGGGCUGGGGGUGAGAGUGAAGAGGACAAAGAGGAGGAGGUGCGUGAGAGGGUGGAGGAGACGGAAGGGUGUUUUGGUUCGUUGUUUAGAUGA